This is a messenger RNA of Lucilia sericata (common green bottle fly), 861 nucleotides long. RefSeq lists its product as uncharacterized. Gene Ontology annotation, molecular function: nucleic acid binding. Gene Ontology annotation, biological process: DNA integration. Lineage: Eukaryota; Metazoa; Arthropoda; Insecta; Diptera; Calliphoridae. The transcript has a single exon. The record is from RefSeq and is a predicted model, not a curated record. The coding region runs from base 1 to 861 and encodes 286 amino acids.
AUGGCGUCUUUACCACCUGAGAGGACGUCGGCAUAUGUGUGUAUUUUCGUUUGCUUCGCUACUAAAGCGGUCCAUUUAGAGGCAACAUCAGAUCUAACAACGGAUGCGUUUUUAGCAGCAUUUCAUCGGUUUAUUUCUCGACGUGGUUGUCCAUCGACCAUGUUCUCAGAUAAUGGUACAAAUUUUGUCGGAGCCUCUAGGGAAAUUGAAAAAGACUAUAGGACUUUUCUAAAAGAAUGUCAGGCUCGUAUGUGUUCUACAUUUGGUACUCAAGGUUUAUCAUGGCGAUUUAUUCCUGCUGGAGCUCCUCACAUGGGUGGUUUGUGGGAAGCUGCCGUGAAAAGUUUUAAACGCCAUUUUCGUCGGGAAGUACAGUCCGUAAAAUAUACAUUUGAAGAACUAUGCACAAUAUUAGCACGAAUUGAGGCCUGUUUAAAUUCUCGUCCUCUUUACCCCAUGUCAGACAACCCAUUAGAACCUAUUGCCUUGACACCUGGUAAUUUUUUAAUCGGCUGUCCCAUUUUAUUCCCACCUGAACCUUCUAUUUUUGAAUCUCCUAUUAGCCUAGUUAAUCGGUAUCGUAAAGUGAAAGCCUUUACUCACGAAUUCUGUCGCCGAUGGAAGGAAGAGUAUUUGUCUAAUUUGCACAAGCGAUAUAAGUGGAAAUCGCCGGAGCGUGAUAUUUCGUUAAAUGAUCUGGUUGUUAUACGCCAGGAGCAAAUGUCACCUACGUCUUGGAAGUUAGGACGGGUUGUUAAACUUUACCCCGGUAGUGAUCAUCAUGUUCGCGUCGCGGAUCUACUUACCGAAAACGGGAUUGUUAAACGACCAAUCACUAAACUAGUCGUUUUGACUAGUUAA